This is a messenger RNA of Jatropha curcas, 1793 nucleotides long. RefSeq names its product RNI-like superfamily protein. Gene Ontology annotation, molecular function: protein binding. Gene Ontology annotation, cellular component: SCF ubiquitin ligase complex. Gene Ontology annotation, biological process: SCF-dependent proteasomal ubiquitin-dependent protein catabolic process. The record is from RefSeq and is a predicted model, not a curated record. NCBI's taxonomy places the organism in Eukaryota, Viridiplantae, Streptophyta, Magnoliopsida, Malpighiales, Euphorbiaceae.
UAUUCAAAGUAACGGAAACGUAUUCGGGCAUAUAAGAAUAAAAAUAAAAAUAAUGGAGUUUCAGAAAGAACACCGUGAUGUUGGCAAAUUUACAUGAAAGAAGUAACAAAGUUUCGAUGAAUACCAGAAGCCUCUUCGAAUACAGAAACUGACCCUUUCGAUUGUCAAAAUCUUCUUCUUUUAUUUUUUACAGGCAAGAAAGAAAUUUGGUUUUCAUGGAUAAUUUACCGGACCAAUUGGUUUGGGAGAUCUUGAGCCGAGUCAAGAAAACUGUUGAUAGGAACUCUGCUUCAUUGACAUGUAAACGUCUCUACGAGUUCGAUAAUGAACAACGAUCGUGUCUUAGGUUUGGUUGCGGAUUAGAUCCUGCUGAUCAAGCUCUGACUUCCCUUUGCAACCGAUUUUCUAACUUAGUAAAAGUAGAAAUAACAUACUCUGGUUGGAUGUCCAAGCUAGGAAAACAAUUAGAUGACCAAGGGCUUGAGAUUCUUUCUAAAAAGUGCCCAUCUCUGAUUGAUCUCACUUUAAGCUAUUGUACAUUCAUAACCGAUGUGGGUCUUCGUUAUUUGGCCUCUUGCUCCAAUCUUUCGGCCUUGAAAUUGAAUUUUACACCAAGAAUCACUGGAUGUGGGAUAUUAUCUGUUGUUGUGGGCUGCAAAAUACUCACUGUUCUCCACCUCAACAGAUGUCUAAAUGUUACUAGUGUUGAAUGGUUGGAAUACCUUGGCAAGCUUGAAACACUUGAAGACCUUUCAAUUAAAAAUUGUAGAGUGAUUGGGGAAGGUGAUUUGAUUAAGUUAGGAUACAGCUGGCGAAAAGUCAAAAAGUUGCAGUUUGAAGUCGAUGCUAAUUACAGAUAUAUGAAGGUUUAUGAUCGAUUAGCUGUAGAUCGAUGGCAAAAGCAAUUAGUCCCAUGUGAAUCUAUGUUGGAGCUUAGCCUGGUGAAUUGCAUUAUCAGCCCAGGCAGAGGGCUUGCUUGUGUGUUGGGAAAGUGCAAGAACUUGGAGAAGAUUCAUUUGGACAUGUGUGUUGGGGUAAGGGACUGUGACAUUAUAGGCUUAGCCCAAAAAUCAAGAAAUCUUCGGUCAAUUUCCCUCCGAGUUCCUUCUGAUUUCUCCUUGCCACUUCUGCUAAACAACCCUUUGAGGUUAACAGAUGAUAGUCUUAAAGCAGUGGCUCAAAAUUGUAAAAUGCUUGAAUCUGUAAGGCUAUCAUUUUCUGAUGGGGAAUUUCCUUCCUUUUCAUCAUUUACUUUAAAUGGAAUUCUUGCAUUGAUUCAGAUGUGCCCCAUUCGAGAACUUUCUCUUGACCAUGUGUAUUCCUUCAAUGACACUGGGAUGGAAGCUCUUUGUAUGGCUCAGUUUCUUGAAACAUUAGAGCUUGUCAGAUGCCAAGAGAUCAGCGACGAGGGUUUGCAGCUCGCUGCCCAUUUUCCUCGCUUGUGCAUAUUACGGUUAAGGAAGUGUUUGGGAAUGACAGAUGAUGGGUUAAUGCCUCUUAUUGGGUCGUACAAGUUGGAAACAUUGACAGUGGAAGAUUGUCCUCAAAUUUCUGAAAGGGGUGUUCAAGGAGCUGCAAGAACGGUGUCAUUCCGACAGGACUUGUCAUGGAUGUAUUAAACCUCAUUUAAUUUGUUUAUUUUUCCUUACAUUUCUCUCUGAUUUGUUCUAAACUGUUCCCUCUGUAUUUGUUUCUUGUUCUAUCAUUCUUACUUGUUAGUAGUUGAGUUGUUCAUUACCAUUGUAUAGUAUGUUUUAAUAAAUUGUGUUGUGGAUAAAUUUAUCCUUCUCAUA